Molecule: messenger RNA, 4613 nt
Organism: Pantherophis guttatus
Lineage: Eukaryota; Metazoa; Chordata; Lepidosauria; Squamata; Colubridae
Source: RefSeq, a predicted model, not a curated record
CUGACUGCUGCAGCUGCUGCACGUCCUUGUGACGCGCUGGAACAGACUUCGAUCUCCGGGUCCGGGUUCUGCGGCUUUUUGGAUAAGGCUCUGCAGCGGCUCCCUUUGAAGACGGUGGAAUCCCGAAGGAAUAGAGUCGCAUCGUUAAAGGGAGGGGGAAGGUGGAUAAUCAACCAUGACUACAGAAUCUGGUUCAGACUCUGAAUCCAAAGAUCAGGAUCAAGAGCAGAAAGAAACAUCUGGUGAACAAGAAAAAGCAACCCAAGAACAGCAAGCGAAGGAAGAGCACCAGAAUGCAUUAGAACAAUUUUCCAGUGUUGCAGCCCAUAGCACUCCUGUAAAAAAGGAACAGGCCACCGACAAAGAACUUGAAGUUGCUGCUGCAGUGGCAAAGCAGCUGGAAUAUCAGCAGUUUGAAGACGACAAACUCUCCCAAAAAUCAUCCUCGAGCAAACUCUCCCGCUCUCCUUUAAAGAUUGUGAAAAAACCAAAAAGUAUGCAGUGCAAAGUAAUCCUACUGGAUGGCUCCGAAUAUGGCUGUGAAGUAGAGAAGCGCUCAAAGGGCCAGAUUCUUUUUGACAAAGUAUGUGAGCACCUGAACCUCUUGGAAAAAGAUUAUUUUGGACUCACUUACAGAGAUAUGGAAAAUCAGAAGAAUUGGUUGGAUCCAGCUAAGGAAAUUAAAAAGCAGAUCCGAAGUGGUGCUUGGCAUUUCUCGUUCAAUGUUAAAUUCUACCCUCCAGAUCCUGCCCAACUUUCUGAAGAUAUUACAAGGUAUUAUCUCUGCUUGCAGCUGCGAGAUGACAUUGUGUCUGGACGAUUGCCAUGUUCUUUUGUCACACUUGCACUAUUAGGCUCCUAUACAGUUCAGUCAGAGCUGGGAGAUUAUGAUCCUGAUGAAUAUGGGAGUGACUAUGUCAGUGAAUUCCGCUUUGCACCAAAUCAUACUAAAGAACUGGAAGAUAAAGUAAUAGAGCUUCAUAAAAGCCAUAGGGGAAUGACACCUGCAGAAGCAGAGAUGCACUUUCUGGAAAAUGCCAAAAAACUGUCUAUGUAUGGAGUAGAUCUACAUCAUGCCAAGGAUUCUGAAGGAGUUGAAAUCAUGUUAGGUGUUUGUGCAAGUGGUCUCUUGAUUUAUCGAGACAGACUCAGAAUAAACAGAUUUGCUUGGCCUAAGGUUCUCAAAAUUUCAUAUAAGAGGAAUAACUUCUACAUCAAAAUUCGACCAGGGGAAUUUGAACAAUUUGAAAGUACAAUCGGAUUUAAAUUACCAAAUCAUCGUGCUGCAAAACGUCUAUGGAAAGUAUGUGUUGAACAUCAUACAUUUUUCAGACUCUUGCUACCAGAAGCUCCUCCAAAAAAAUUCCUCACACUAGGUUCUAAGUUUCGCUACAGUGGAAGGACACAAGCCCAGACAAGAAGAGCUAGUGCACUGAUUGAUCGCCCUGCACCUUACUUUGAACGUUCCUCAAGUAAACGCUACACAAUGUCUCGCAGCCUAGACGGGGCAUCAGUGAAUGAAAACCAUGAAAUGUACAUGAAGGAUUCUAUGUCUGCUGCAGAGGUUGGUACUGGCCAGUACGCUACAACAAAGGGCAUCUCUCAAACAAACUUGAUAACUACUGUGACUCCAGAGAAGAAAGCAGAAGAAGAGAAAGAUGAUGAACAGCUAAAAAAGAAAGAAGAAGAAGGCACUCCAGUUUCAGCAAUACGGCACGAUACUAAGCCACUUUUGCCUGGCAUUGAUUCAUUAACCUCCUUGUCAUCGUCAUCAACUGGUCCCUUUGCAUCUUCAACAGAACUCCAUAGGAGGAGGUGUAAGGAGAAUAGUAAAAAAUUAUUAGAUGGUGAACCAUUAAAAAACACCGUUCAAAAGCACGAUGAAACCGAUUUGAACUUGAGCAGAAAAGGAAGAGCUUAUUCUAUUGAACAUGACAUGGCAUUUAAUUAUAAGCAAAAUGCCAGAAAAGGUGGAACAUUAUUUUCGUUCUCCUUGCAACUUCCAGAAUCAUUCCCUUCUCUCCUGGAUGAUGAUGGCUACUUAUCCUUUCCAAACCUGUCUGAAACAAACAUCCUGCCACAAAGUGUGCAGCAUUUCCUUCCCAUUCGCUCACCUUCCCUCGUGCCUUGUUUCCUUUUCAUCUUUUUCUUUUUGCUUUCUGCUUCUUUCUCUGUACCCUAUGCUCUCACUCUUUCCUUUCCCUUGGCUAUGUGCCUCUGCUACCUGGAGCCCAAGGCGGCCUCCUUGACUGCUUCACUUGAAAAUGACCUGAGUGACAGUUCAGACGAAGAGACUGACAGUGAAAGAACUGACACUGCAGCAGAUGGUGAAACCACUGCCACAGAGUCAGAUCAGGAGGAAGAUAGUGAUCUCAAAGCACAGUUUUUUCAGAAUAGUCUGAUUAAGCGCAUACAGGGUGAAAAUGUGUAUAUCAAACAUAGUAAUCUUAUGUUAGAGGAACUAGAUAAAACCCAGGAAGAUCUGAUAAAACACCAGACCAAUAUAAGUGAGCUGAAACGGACAUUCUUAGAAACCACCACAGAUAUCUCAGGGACUAAUGAAUGGGAAAAGAGACUUUCAACAUCGCCAGUCCGGCUUGCUGCAAGACAUGAAGAAGCCCCUAUGAUUGAACCACUUGUGCCUGACGAGACCAAAGAAGAUAAAGAAAAAUCUGAAAAACGUAUAUUUUUACAGAAGGAAAGCACGGCCUUUCUUGAUUCUCAGACAAAACAACUCUCCGAUGAAAAAACUUUGGAUGGUUCUGGUAUCUUCACAUUAAUAGAAUCUGCAAGAAAACCAACUGAGUUCAUAGGAGGGGUUACAGCUACUUCACAUAGCUGGGCACAGCAAACAGAAACAAAAACUGAUGAGGAAAAGAAAACAGAGGAGCAACAGCAGGAAGCCAUCAAGAAGGUUGUGCAGGAAACUUUAAUAGUCAAGGAGAAACAUGUGAUGAGUUUGCAUGCAAGUGAGGAUGCUGCUAAAUUGGCUGGCCUUCAGCUGGAUGCUACAGCACAGACAAUAUCUCAUGUGGCUUCUAGCAUCAAAGGGAAAGAGGGCUCUACUAUCACUGAGGGGGCUAAAGAGGAAAAAGCUGCAACCCAACAGGAAGAAACUGCUACUAUUUCUCAUGAUCUGCAAGAGGAGCAAAGUAAAUCAGCCCAUAUUUUGAAUACACAAGAAAGCAAACCUCUUUUUGAGUCAUCCAUUGUGAAGACUGAGGCAGUCAGUUUUGGCAGUGCUUCUCCGGGUGGAGAGAAAUCGGAAAUUUCUAUGAAAGAAGUACCUGUUGUCCAUACUGAAACAAAAACUAUUACAUAUGAAUCAUCUGAGGUGGAUUCUAGUGCUGACUCUGAACCAGGAGUUCUGAUGAGUGCACAGACUAUUACUUCUGAAACUACUAGUACUACAACUACUACACAUAUCACCAAAACAGUGAAAGGAGGCAUUUCAGAGACAAGAAUUGAAAAACGAAUUGUGAUAACGGGUGAUGCAGACAUUGACCAUGAUCAGGCGCUGGCUCAGGCAAUUAAAGAGGCCAAAGAGCAGCACCCUGACAUGUCAGUGACCAAAGUAGUGGUACAUAAAGAGACAGAAAUCACACCAGAAGAUGGGGAGGAUUGACUACAGGAUUAGAGUAGCUUUCUUAUGAACUUCAUCAGUGGGAAUAUCAGAGCCUAUAUGGAGUCUUGGUUCUAACCCAGCUGACUUGCAUCUCUCCAGAGAAAUUUUCAAUGUGGAAGAUUUUGAUUUUAAUUGCUAAUUAAGGACACUGGCUGAAAUUCCCCAGUUACAGCAAUUUGAAUCAGCUUUAAUAAUCUAAUAAUUGCAUGAAACAACAAAAUUACAAAAAAGCAGCAUUUUUAUUUUCUUAAAUCGACCUUACAUCUAAAUGGCACGUUCAUCAACAGUUAAAACAAUUGUAUUAUGCUACACUAAAACAGCUCAUGCCUUUACUCUUAUUGAAAGUCUAAACACAGUUUCUUGGGGUGUGCAAAGUUUUGUUUAAGGGAAAUCAAGAUCACACUACAAUACUAGAAGCUGUACAGGUACUAUAUAUAUAUGUUUUAUUACAUUAGAUGUGCCAAUAACAUACUUUAUUCAACAAAUAACUUGAAUCAUAUACUUGUUAUAAUUUGGUUUUAUUAUUCUUGUUAUAUAAACAAUGGUGAAUCUCUAAUCUUAUUUAAAUGCUUAUAAAAUAUGCUUUAUCUAUCUGAUUUGGAACCCUUAGUAGCUAAUGAUUUUUAGAAUUGUUAAAGUUAGAAAUCCUGCCGUCACUUUUCUAAAGUCUCAAUCUAUAAAUUUGCAUUGUGAUUAUUUUGAAGAAAAUGUAUGUUUUCCUUAGCAUCUCACAUAUGUUCAUCUGAAAAUGUGAUUUUUCAAAAACAAGUCCUGUCCACUCUCAGAGAAAGAUGUUUCCUUUGCAAGUCUAGUCAGUGUUCCUUACUUAGGUCAGAGUUAAGCCUUAAACCGUACAGAACACUUACAAAACAUUUCAUUUUUAUUAUCACAUCAAUUUAAAGGGAUCCUAUGUUUUUAUGCUGUCAGUUUCAUCACAAUACAUGGCGAAUGUAUGUUUCUGCAUAGUAAAAUAAAAGUGGUAAAUGCA